AUGGACAUCAAUGCUGAAAAAUCACCAUUAACUCAAUCUGAAGAAACUUCAAACAAAUCCAACUUUUAUUCUGUUGCAGUUGUCAGACCAAAACAUCCAAGACGCUAUAAACUCUUACCAAAAGAUAAACUCCGUUUUCCUAGAAAUGACAAUGCACAUCAAUUUUGGCGUAAAACUGAUUAUUCCAAACACAUGCCUCUUAUCAAUGUCAACUAUGAUAACGAUGAUGAAGAAUUCAAUGUUGCAUUAUUUCAAAAUGUUGCCAAUAAAGGUUUAUGUGAUUAUUUAAAAGCUGAUCAACUUAGCAGUUAUUAUCAUCAUCAUCAAUCUAAUUCAACAGAUGAUUGGGAUUUACAUCUUUCCAUACCAAAUGAAUUUAAAAAACAACAAACAUGUUGUCCAUUCAAUAAUUGUUGUACUUUAUCAUGA
Molecule: messenger RNA, 429 nt
Organism: Schistosoma turkestanicum
Lineage: Eukaryota; Metazoa; Platyhelminthes; Trematoda; Strigeidida; Schistosomatidae
Source: the annotation of a GenBank genome assembly